AUGUCAAGCUUAAAUAUGUUUUCAUAUAAUGGCAUUUAUGAUAAAACUUGCAAUAAACUCUAUAAUGAAUCUUACAAAAAACCUUAUGAUAAAUCUUACAAUAAACCUUGUGAUGAACCUCAUAAUAAUAAUAAUGCUCAGGAGCCAACAAAUAUAACCUAUUUAAAUGAAUUUGAGAAUGAUAAAUCAUUAUCUUCAACUAAAACUGCUGUAACUAAUAAGCAAUAUACAGAUGCUAAAAUAGCCAAAGCUAUGGAAACUUGUCUUAGAUUAUUAAGGAUUAUUUUUAAAAUAAUAGUAAUUAUAUGUAAUAACACAACUUUUAAUGAUAAAUUUUUACAAGACUUUGCUGAUUCUAUUUCAUCAACUAGUAUUCAGUUUGAUUAUAAACAACAAUCAAUAUAA
Cetraspora pellucida is the source of this 405-nucleotide messenger RNA. Lineage: Eukaryota; Fungi; Glomeromycota; Glomeromycetes; Diversisporales; Gigasporaceae. The record is from the annotation of a GenBank genome assembly.